GCCUCUGCUCUCAGCUGAUGGGGAUUCUGGUUUUUCUGGUCAGAUCUUAAACCCGAAGAGUUCGUCUCCACUUCAGUCUCUCUUUCGCAGCAUCAGGAGCAGCAGAAUGGCAUCAGAUAUUACCAGAAUGGCGAACCUCCCCAGUGGGAUUAGGAUUUGUACCACCUUUCCCGACAUCCUGUAUUUACCAGAACUGAUCUUUGGUGGUCUAGUGUGGAUCUUGGUGGCGUGCACAUUGGUGGAGCCAAACAACCCACAGGGCUGGGUCAUGUUUGUCUCUGUCUUCUGCUUUGUCAUGACUUUCAUCUGGUUAAUGGUGUUUGCCGUUGGGGGUCAUCACAACUCUAGUGGCUGGGCAGCAGCGGACUUCAUCUAUCAUGGCAUCGCUGCCUUCUUCUACCUGAGUGCUUCGGUAGCUUUAGCCAGAGUGACCCUCGACUUGAGAGGUAGCAACGCUAAGGGCAUCAAAGACUACAAACUAGACAUCUCUGCAGUGGUUUUCUCCUACGUUGCAACACUCCUCUACUUCAUCCACACUGUACUGUCUGCUAUCCGAUGGAAAACCUUCUAGGAGUUCUGUCCUAGCGGAGCCUUGUGGAACAAGACCAAACUGAUUUUUAUUUUUGCACUUAAAACUGUGGCAUGUUGGCAUGAUGGGAUGACUGAACAGAGAUGGGGAUUGAGGUUUCAGACCCUGUACACACAUAGAAGAGUAUCCUGCAGAACAAAGCUAUUUUUCUAUGAUUUCGCCUGUCGUCCACAUGUAAGGGCGUCAAAGACUACAAGCUAGACACGUCUGUAGUAGUAAGUUACAGACGGUGCCUGCAGACUUCAGACCCACAGAUUCAUUACAAAACUGUACUUUUUUGUUUUUAAAAACGAUUAUUUCAAAAACCUCUCAGCAAGUUGGAGAUCUGUCAGCAUUUGCUUGUGGACUUAAAUAACCGGGAUUAACUGUAACAAAAAUGCUCUGAUGUCACAUGUGCAACCUGCAUUUACAGUAGCUUGUUUUUAUGAGUAAACUCAAAAAAUGAGAAUACAGUCCAUAACUUCAUUUAUUUCCGUAAUCCUUCUUAGAGUGAGAGACCAUCUAAAGCAGGGUUUUUCAAUUCCAGGCCUGGAGGGCCGGUAUCAGCUCAUUUUAGUUUUAAAGAGCAAAUCACCCUCUACCAGAGUUAAA
This is a messenger RNA of Nothobranchius furzeri (turquoise killifish), 1180 nucleotides long. Its product is annotated as myelin and lymphocyte protein-like. NCBI's taxonomy places the organism in Eukaryota, Metazoa, Chordata, Actinopteri, Cyprinodontiformes, Nothobranchiidae. Gene Ontology annotation, biological process: myelination. Gene Ontology annotation, molecular function: structural constituent of myelin sheath. Gene Ontology annotation, cellular component: membrane. The record is from RefSeq and is a predicted model, not a curated record.